GCUCAUUCGGAAGCCGAUAGAACCAGGGUUUGUGAAUCCAGUGAAUUCACACUGAUCCGCCAAUUAGUGCAGUCAUGAAGGGGAGGUGUAGGUGGCGGAGAGCGGAGACGAGCUGCAGGGAGAUUUUGAAUCAGUGACACAACAUGCAUUGAUGCAGCAGCAAUGUCAAGAGCCGGCAGUGUGAAAUAUGUGCUAACAGGGAGAACAACAUCAGGCGUGUUUCAGAUUUGACAAAAUGAUGAGCUGGAUCGCAUUUUUUUCACGCCAAAGUUUUAUUUUAUCACAGCUCGUGGAUGUUAAACGACUGCUGGAACGCGCAUACGUCCGCGCUUCUAUUGGCUGUACGCAGCGUCGCUCAGAGGAAUGACGAUUUUUUUUUUUUUUGCUACUGCUAUAACCAGCUGAUGCUGAGGCUAUGAACACGGAGCCUCUGAAGAACUGUUCACGGUACAUAGAGAACCCCCUCAUCGGCGCUAUGCCUGCGGAUUCGGUCUCGUCUCCAUCCAGGGAUUGAGUGAGUAGGACAUUUGAUCGUGUCACGACGCACAGGCCCGGGCUCGUUUUUUUUCACUCUCUCUCUGUCGCUCCACAUGAUGUUUCUUCACCUUCCCACAUCAUCAUUUUCAUGGGCAUGAUGCUGUGUGCUGCACAGAUCGAGCAGUCUCAUCUCACACAGGCGACACGUCACACCUGCAGGUACGAGCGUGUGGAGGUUUGGAUAUAAGUGCGAGACGGGCCGCCUCAAAACAUGGAAUAAAGGGAGUUCGGAGACAACUGAACCUACUUGAGUCAGAUCCAUAAAUAAAAGAAAACGGACAUAAAAAGCACGUAGGGCUAGAAGAGAGCUGUAGAGUGAGGGAGAGAGAAGAUGAAGAGGCUGUGAAGAUGGAGUGUGGUCAGACGACAUUUCUCCUGGACUCGACAGUUCACUCCGUCAGCCUCCGGUCGAAGCAGGAGUCUCCUCGCUAAAAUCCCAGAGCAGCUCAUUUCACCUGCUGGAGGAGCCCCCACCCUCGGUGAUGUGAUGAAUAAGUUUGAAGUCCUUGGCAUUGUGGGAGAAGGAGCAUAUGGAGUGGUGCUUAAGUGCAGGCACAAGGAAACCAAUGAGCUGGUGGCCAUUAAGAAGUUCAAAGACAGCGAAGAAAAUGAGGAGGUCAAGGAGACGACGCUUCGGGAGCUGAAGAUGCUUCGGACACUGAAGCAGGACAACAUCGUGGAGCUGAAGGAGGCUUUUCGCAGGAGGGGGAAACUCUACCUCGUCUUUGAAUACGUCGAGAGGAACAUGCUGGAGCUAUUAGAGGAACUGCCCAACGGCGCACCGUCUGAUAAAGUCCGCAGCUACAUCUACCAGCUCAUCAAAGCCAUCAACUGGUGUCACACGAAUGAGAUAGUACACAGAGACAUCAAGCCGGAGAACCUCCUCAUCAGCUCCGAGGACGUCCUUAAACUCUGUGACUUCGGUUUUGCUCGUAACCUGUCUGAGGGAACAGAUGCCAAUUACACUGAGUAUGUGGCUACAAGGUGGUACCGCUCGCCUGAGCUGCUGCUGGGGGCCCCCUAUGGAAAGGCGGUGGACAUGUGGUCGGUGGGGUGUAUCCUCGGGGAGCUGAGUGACGGACAGCCCUUGUUUCCAGGAGAGAGUGAGAUAGAUCAGCUCUUCACCAUCCAGAAGGUUUUGGGGGCACUUCCUGCAGAGCAGAUGAAACUCUUCUACAACAACCCUCGCUUUCAUGGAAUCAGGUUUCCCUCAGUCGCUCAUCCUCAGACUUUGGAGAGAAGGUACCAAGGCAUCUUGAGUGGUUUGAUGUUGGAUCUGAUGAAGAACCUGUUGCUGCUAAACCCAACUGAGCGCUACCUGACGGAGCAGAGUUUGAACCAUCCGGCCUUCCAGCCUCUGAGGCAGGCAGAGCGGCCUCCUCCUGCGUCUCCCAACCUGCCGCGCUCCUCCAAGAGGAAAACACACCAUCAUGGAGAGAACACAGUCCCCACGAGGAGUCACACUAAGAGCACGAGCCGUCGCUCCAACGCCAAAGAAUGUUCCAGUCUCCCCCGCCAUGGUGACCUCCAUCACCUCGGCAACAAGAGUUUUCUCAACGGUAACAAACCGGCUCCGUCCAGCUUAAGUCCGACGCUCCACCCCAAGGCCCAGUACAUGUCCCAGACCCUCAAUCGUUCUGCCUCAUCCAACAAGGACCUGGCUAACAACAACCUGCCACACCUCCUCAGCCCCAACGAGGCCAAAGGCAAGACAGAGUUUGAUUUCAGCUUAGGACCCUCCACAAAGCUGCUAGACCAGGGACACGGGGCCAAGUACGGCCACAGCAAACCCAGCUCUUCUCGCUCGCAGCAGCACCAGCAGCAGCAGCAGCAGCAGCAGCAGCAGCAACAACAGCAGCAGCAGCAGCAGCAGCAGCAGCAGCAGCAGCAGCAACAGCAGCAGCAACAGCAGCAGGUAGGCCGCCACACCUUCCUGGAGGGCAAAACUAACACUCUUCAGUCUGGAGCAGAGAAGCAACAUGGCCGACACACCCACAGCAUGGCCGACUCUGCCCACGGAUCCAUGUCCUCCUCUUCAAAGAGUUCAGCUUCUUACCUCAGCCUGUCCAAGAGCCACAGCGCGCUGAGUGAUGCCAAAUCCGUGGGGAACCUCAGCGACGGUCGACUCCACCCAGAUGACCCCAACUCCAACACGACAGCAGGGAUGGGCCCCGGGGCCCGCUUCUUCCCUGCCAGCUGUUUAGACCUCAACGCUCCCUCAGUUCCCCAGGGGCCGCCCGGCAGCCCUUCUGCUCGGCACAGUGAUCGAUCGGGGCACAGCCCCGCCUCUCGUAGCAGCGGCAAUGUCCGCAUGGAGAGCAGCACGCUGGACUCCUCAUCCAGACACAAAUCCAGACAUAAACCUCUAACACCAGAGGAGGCCGGCGCUCCGGAGCUCUUAGACCCUGGAGGAGCAGGGAUGCCCUCCACUCACACUCUGCCUUCCCCACAUGAGUCUUAUCAUUAUGGCCUGGGCUACACCUCCCCCUUCUCCUCACAGCAACGGCCUCAACGCCACUCCAUGUACGUGAGGAGGGAGCGCCACCGGCCGCACGGGAUCGAGGGUGGGAUGGCGGGCUUGCCUCCGCCAGGGCAGGCGAUACCGACGCGCGCCAGCAGCCUGCAGCUCCUCUCCCCCCAACUGCAGCACCGAACCACCCUGACUGGACACUCAGUGAGCUCUUCCAGAGAAGACUGCACGGAUGACAUGUCGAGGAGUGAGCAGUCCCCUAAAGACAUGAGCCACCCUUGUGCCCCCAUCAAAGACUCUACGAGGGACAACACUGCUGCUUUUCAUACACAGCGCUCUAAAAACGAGGUCGGCAUGUAUCAUGACCCUCAUGUGGAGGAUGGAGGUUCCUCCAAAGAGAACCGGAUGAUCUUCACUGAGUCCAUGCCUCGGAGAGUAGGCAGCUUCUACCGAGUCCCCUCCCCGAGACCUGACAACUCCUCCUCUUUCCAUGACGGUGUCGGUCAGGGUCGAGGGCCGGUCGUACCCGGUCUACCCGGAGACCCUGUGGCCAUGGUCAACCACUCCAAACGCCAGACGGCUUUUGACUGGACCACCGCAGAAGCAAUGGUCAUGAAUCCUCCAGAGCCCGCCAAAGAGAAGGAAAAACAAGGCUUCUUCAGAGCCAUUAAAAAGAAAAAGAAGAAGACACAAAUAACGGACAUGGAGGACGGGAGGAACCCCAGCAUCAAGAAAAGCCUUUUCCCGCUCUUUAGCUCUAAGAAUAGCUUAAAGCACACCUCAGCUGUCAAAGUCCUACCCGUAGUCGGCUCGCCCAUGGCACAACACCAGCCUACCACGCCCUACCCUGCCUCACCAGUUCCUGGUAACGGGCAAGAACACCUGUCACUGCAGAGGAGCUCCAAGUCGUCCUCUCACCACGGCAGCCGGAGGAAAAACCGCGAGCGAUCCCGAGACAGAGACCGGGAGCGGGAGCAGAGCCGGGACCGAGACAGAGAGAGAGAGAGAGAGCGGGAGAGAGAAAGAGAGAGAGAGAGGGAGAGAGAGAGGGACAGAGGGAGGGAGAGGGAGAGAGUGAAUGACUGGCCACCAGACAAACCAGUGGACUCGCACUCUCAGAGUCAACCCCUCAAGUCCCUCCGCAGGCUCCUUCAUCUCUCCCCCUCCUCCUCAAACCAAGGACAGCCUCCUCCUCCUCCAGACCUGCGCUUCCAAGCCCCCCUCCCCAACCCUCCUCAGCCCUCCUCCAAAGCGGGCUACUCCGAGGGUCGAGGGCACGCCGAGAGCAGGGGCCACCCGGGGGUGAGCAGCUCCGCCCAGGCCAAGAGCCGCAAGGCCAGCUACCCCCUCCCUGGACAGAUCGAGUCCAGCUGGCACGUGUCGGCCUUACAGCGGGCGGAGGGCACUCAGUUCACCCCAGAGCAGCUGGGCAUCAAACCGGGGCAGAACGGACCCACCUUUACCCGAGCCUCCCGCACCAGGAUGCCGAACCUCAACGACCUGAAGGAGACCGCGCUUUAAGCCCCUCCCUCUCUCCCAAACCACGCCACCUCCAACAUGUCUCCAUCCUGGAAGCAUCUGCCAGACGUCACGGUACUGUAGUAAAAGUUUACACGAAAGCCUGUUUCACUGGAUCGAGUCCUCGUUCAGAAACGCAGUUGUGUGCUGAUGCUCGUGUCUCUGACUACGACGGGCCAAAGACCAGUAACAGUGUCAUUUAGGGAAUCAAAGACAGGACGGGGCCCAUUCCCUCCGGGGAUGCCAGUACUGUAUCAGUUGUAUGUUAUUCUCUCUCUACUUAACACAGUUAGAACAUAAGAAUAAGCUGGUCUUUCCUGUCAAGGAGACACUGCCCACGUGGCCUCUUUGCUGCCAUCUUCUGCUCACAGGACACUACAGCAAAGCAAAACGUCAGACAGCCGCUGUCACACACAGGUGGCCAAUGAACUCAAAUGUUUUUCAAGCUCUGAUAUUUGAUAAGAACAAUAAAAUUGAAAAAAGAUUUAUAUCAACAUAAUUUAUGAAAUAUUUAUUUGUAUUAAAUUCAAGGAUAUAAGCUAUAAAUGACACAGUAUGUAGGCUAUAUGGGAAUAUUAUAAGGUAAUAGAUUUAAAUGUGUAAUUGCAAGAGCUUUAGUUUCGACACAAAGAAAUGCAUAGAUAUUUAUGUGUUGAUAAUACAAUGUGUCAAAAGGAAUAUUUAUUAAUGGUGAAUGUCCUUUUUUUUGUUCAAUUUGAUAUGUUAUUAACAGAUUUUCACGUUAUAUCACGUUAUUUUUCACCUUUCUUUCUGUUUGUUUCAUCAAAAUGUAAAGAAGUAUUGAUGAAUACUUGUUGCCCAAGGUGGGAAAAAAAAGAAAUCUUGGACAUUACUCACAAUUCUACGCAUCGCUCUCAUGACAUUCGUGUUGAAGUUUUGUGAUGGGCUGAUUGUCAGCAGGGUUCGGUAGCAGAACAGCCAGAGUGAGACUGUUAGGCUCUGUGCUCUACACACAGUAACUGUCGGUUCACUUUAUGUCCCACUCUCAGUCUGCCCAUUUCAAAAUAAGCCCCAUUUCUAGUCUCUCAGUUCAUUCAUCAGCCACAACAGCUUUCCAGCUUCGUGUUGGUUUUGUCUACAGCCUUAACAGCAAGUUACGGACAUUAACUUUAGCGGUGAAAAGUUGGCCUCUUAAACAGAGGUUUGGGUAACUCAAAUACAACAUCUAAGUGUGAAAGAUACGAGGAGAGCAUACAGCAAAAAAGGCAUACCUCACCUGCAACCUUUAAGGUGUGAAAUGUUGAGUCCGGUGGAAUUUUUACAUUUUCUUUAAGUAAACAAAUCUCAUGAAAAGACCAAAACCAACAAUGAAUGGUAGAUUACUUGUAGUCUGUAACCGUUGUGACGAUAAAUUAAUGAAAUCAUUACAGCAGUGACAACUUUCCAGUGUUUCAAAAUCCCGUCUCAGAGUAUUAUAAACUAUUGUGCAGUGUUUUAGCAUCUAAUACGCCUUUAAACGCAUUAAUCUCUUCAUCAAACUGCUUCGUAUUUCAAGUCUCACUGGGACCUGAAACAAAAUGCCGCCACUAUUGGGCCUCUUGCAAUGUUUUGUUGUUGGUUUAGUUUUUUUCAUUGGAUUUUGUCGACAAUAAGAAAGGUAUGGAAUAACACCAGAUGUAUCCUUUAGUGUGUGUGUUUACAUUUUUCAGUGUGCAUUUUAAAAGCUUGUGUUAUCAAAGUUUUUGUAAAUGCCUUUUGUACAUCUGAUAUUGGUUUUCCUACUGUAUUCGCAUUACAACUUGUUUUUAAUAUUGAUAGUCAUGAUCAGGGAUGAUUUUACUCCGCUAAGUUAUUCAUUAAAGCAUUUACUUGUACUGACCUGUGGAUGAUGAAAGAAUAUACAGAUCAAAACACUAUUAGUGGCCUAGGCAAAAAAAUAUACUGCAUUGUGUUCCUUUUAUUCUUACCUUCAUCCUUUGUUCCUUCCUCUUCCUCUGUGGUCUUAAAGUGAAGAAGAAAACCUUUUAUAUGUAUCACAGAAGGAGGGAACAAAGGAAAGAAGAUUUGUGCACAAUUUCAAAACAUCUGUGGACUAAAGAGAAUUUUGGAGGAUUUUAAUGUUUUGUUUCUAAACGGUCGAAUGGAUGAAAAUACACAAGCAAAAAAAAAAAGACGACAAAAAAAGGAAUGAACCAAUUGACUACAUGGCUGAUUGAAAGCAAUAACAUUCAGAAAGAGACUCAGACUGAUGCAGAUUGUACUGGCCAAAUCAGUGGCUAGUUCAAUAGGAGCCAAAUAUAGCGCAGA
This is a messenger RNA of Anarrhichthys ocellatus (wolf-eel), 6793 nucleotides long. RefSeq names its product cyclin dependent kinase like 5 (gene cdkl5). The transcript has 21 exons. Gene Ontology annotation, molecular function: protein kinase activity; ATP binding. Gene Ontology annotation, cellular component: dendrite cytoplasm; nucleus. Bases 1025 to 4528 code for a protein of 1167 amino acids. The record is from RefSeq and is a predicted model, not a curated record. Lineage: Eukaryota; Metazoa; Chordata; Actinopteri; Perciformes; Anarhichadidae. Gene Ontology annotation, biological process: positive regulation of axon extension; regulation of dendrite development; protein phosphorylation.